CUGUAACACUGCAAGACGUUGUCAUGGCAAUUAUUUGCAGACUAAAAUGCGACUUCAAAUCUUCAUUUCAGUAGACACUACAUCGACUACAGUAAACACUAAACAACAAAUUUAAGAACCUGUAUAAAUAUUUCCACCUUUUUUAAAAAUGAAGGGCUCCAAUAACAGCUCUCUAGAUAGGCAAGAUAGGCAUUCUCAUCCAAUUGGAGCUGCAUUAACCUUCAUUGUGAUACUUUUGGGUCUUGGAGUACCAGUAUGGUGGAAUACCACUACUGUACAAAGAGCAUCUUUACCACUGGAAGAACUGUCCACUAUGGCUAAAGUGUCUGGGAGUGAACAAAGUAUCCCUAUUUUAUUAAAAGGCAUCAAUGAUGCUGAAAUAAUGGCAAAGAAACUGCAAAGUGCACUAGUUCAGUCCAAGGACCCAUUAACUUAUAACUUCAGUAUUGUUCCAUAUAAAUUCAGCCCUGAAGAAGUAAAAAUUUUGUUGUCACAAAAGUCAGUUGAUGCCAUAGACAUGUACUUUGAGGAACUAUCUGAAUCAGAGUUUAUUAACAUAUUAUCAAUUGUUGAAGUACCAUCUAAUUAUUUGCCAUCUGGGAAAGUGUGUGUAGGAAGGCAUAACUUUCUGUACUUCUCGGAAGAAACAGAUUUUGAUUCCCUUGGCCACAUUAUACGUUCAAUUUUGGCACUUCACGAUUCAGACCGAAAUUCCGAUGCGCACCUUCCCAUUUCUAAUCAUUAUAAUGUUCUUCUUACUUUGGCGACCGCAAAUGCAACCCAAGAAUAUUCUAGUAUAGUAUCUUUAUAUGAUGAAAAUUUUGCUGCAUUUUCUAAAAAAUUUCGGCACGUUGCUGACCUUUCAAUUUCAUCCCAAAUGAUUUAUCUUGGAAACGGCCAUAUUGAUGCCAAUCAUGAUACUGAACAAAAAAUUUUCUCUUUAAAUGAAGAAAAAGUGGUAUCUCUUAUUAAUAUUCUCGAACCGCGACUAGGAAGUCAGUUGUCGUCGGAUCCCACUUUUCAUUGGGUGCUUUAUGUUCCCCACAUAAAUCAGUCACCAAUGUAUAUUUUCAAAGGAUCCUUGCCAGUUGUGACCAAUUCAGUCCUUAGUCCACGGUGGAAUGGAGGAGGUUUACAAAUUGUCAAUGAAUUAGAUCAUUCCUUUGCUGGACUUGCUCUAUGCCAGUUAAGAAAUGCUCUCGGAAUUUUCUCUCUACAGAAUGCAGAUACUUCUUACAUCUCCUUGAAUUAUGAUGAAUCUGGUGUUCACGCGUGGGAGCUGUAUUUGUUGACACGGCGACGUACGGUACAAUUUUUAAAUCAAGCUACCAUUACUCUAAAGUCUCUAUCACAACUAUUAAAACAGAUCGGAAACAUCGUUGUUAGUGAAGAAAUAAGAGAUUUGAUUGUUGCUUCCGUAAAGAUGGGGGACGAUUCCAGAAUUGCUUUGAAAAAUGACGAUUUGCAACAAGCGUACCGAGAUGCCAAAGUAUCUAAUUCAUGUGCCGAAAAGGCUUUCUUCGAUCCCUCUCUUUUGGCAUUGUUAUACUUUCCUGAAGACCAAAAGUAUGCGAUUUACAUCCCACUUUUUCUUCCCAUAGGCAUUCCUGUUCUCUUAUCGUUGAGAUCAGUCUACAAACAUUUUCUUAAGCGGUAAAAUUUAAUUGAAUUAAUAUCAUUUGCAAUUGAGUUGUGCAGAAAUAAAUGCAAAGUUUUACUGUAUAAAUGAAAAAA
Messenger RNA from Daphnia pulex (common water flea), 1734 nucleotides. It is a transcript of the gene PIG-S, whose product is annotated as GPI transamidase component PIG-S-like. NCBI's taxonomy places the organism in Eukaryota, Metazoa, Arthropoda, Branchiopoda, Diplostraca, Daphniidae. Gene Ontology annotation, biological process: attachment of GPI anchor to protein. The coding region runs from base 149 to 1657 and encodes 502 amino acids. Gene Ontology annotation, cellular component: GPI-anchor transamidase complex. The record is from RefSeq and is a predicted model, not a curated record. The transcript is spliced from 10 exons.